AUGCCUGGGCCUGGACCCACACCACCAAUGCUGCUGCUGCUGCUGUUGAUGUUCUGCUGGCUGCCUUCGGGAGGUGCCCUGUCUUUGGCCCAGGAGCACCUCCCGGCCUUCCCGGGACCCUCAAAAGCUCGCUCCGGUACGGAUGUCUCCAGAUUCGAGGAGUUUCGGAAACUCUACGCACACCUGCAGACCAGGUUGCGGUUGAACCAAAGCUGGGAAGAUUCAAACCCUGACCGAGUCACCUCUGAAGCUCAAGUCCGGAUACUCACUCCAAAGCUGCGACUUGGGCUGGGCGGCCACCUGCACCUGCGCAUCGCCCGGGCUGACCUGACGAAGGGGCUCCCCGCAUCUUUCCGCCUGCAUCGCGCGCUGCUCAGGCUGUCCCCGACGGAGCUGAGCUCGUGGGACGUGACGCGGCCGCUGCGGCGUCAGCUCGGCCUUGGAGGUUCCGGGGCGCCCACCCUCCACCUGCGACUGUUGCCUCAGAGGGACCGCUUGCCGGCGCCGUUGCCUUCUGCACGUCCCCGGCUUGAGCUGCACUGGCGGCCACGCGCGGCCAGAGGGCGCCGCAACGCGCAUGCGCGCUCCAAGGACGCCUGCCCCCUGGGGGCGGGGCGCUGCUGCCGCCUGCAAAGCUUGCGCGCGUCGCUCGAGGACUUGGGAUGGGCCAACUGGGUGGUGGCGCCUCGCGAGCUGGACGUGCGCAUGUGUAUCGGCGCGUGCCCAAGCCAGUUCCGGUCGGCCAACACGCACGCGCAGAUGCAGGCGCGCCUGCACGGCCUGAACCCCGACGCGACGCCGGCGCCGUGCUGCGUGCCCGCCCGCUACGAGCCGGUGGUGCUCAUGCACCAAGACAGCGACGGUCGGGUGUCGCUUACGCCCUUCGACGACCUCGUGGCCAAGGACUGCCACUGCCUAUGAGCGGUCCUAGUCUUUCGCUUACGGCUCGUGCGCAGUGGAAGUGACCUCAGAGGUCCUUGCCUGUCGAAUGGGCUUGUGGGUCCUGAGAUACCCGAUUUCCCACCACUGCUAUCUACCCCGUCCGGCGGAGACCGCUGUAUUUAUGUUUGUAUUUAUUAUUAACUUAUUGGGGUGAUCUGCCUGGGGACUGGAGGGGCUGGUCUGACGGUGUGCAUUUAUUUAAAACCGUGGUAAUAAAAACGAAGUUGUCUGACCUGA
Molecule: messenger RNA, 1179 nt
Organism: Neofelis nebulosa (Clouded leopard)
Lineage: Eukaryota; Metazoa; Chordata; Mammalia; Carnivora; Felidae
Gene: GDF15
Product: growth differentiation factor 15
Exons: 2
Coding region: 1-921 (306 amino acids)
Biological process (GO): SMAD protein signal transduction
Cellular component (GO): extracellular region
Molecular function (GO): growth factor activity; cytokine activity
Source: RefSeq, a predicted model, not a curated record